Messenger RNA from Hibiscus syriacus, 1123 nucleotides. RefSeq names its product phosphoribosylglycinamide formyltransferase, chloroplastic-like. Gene Ontology annotation, cellular component: chloroplast; cytoplasm. The record is from RefSeq and is a predicted model, not a curated record. NCBI's taxonomy places the organism in Eukaryota, Viridiplantae, Streptophyta, Magnoliopsida, Malvales, Malvaceae. Gene Ontology annotation, molecular function: phosphoribosylglycinamide formyltransferase activity. Bases 144 to 1055 code for a protein of 303 amino acids. Gene Ontology annotation, biological process: 'de novo' IMP biosynthetic process. The transcript is spliced from 5 exons.
GAAUAUUUUCCAGUUUUAUUCAUUUAUUCAAUUGAAUGGUAAUAUAAGGAUUUUAGUGUCCUAUUUCUUAUAUUAUUAAGUGUUGAGAGAAUACAGAAACUCCCCCCCCCCCCCCAAAUUUGUUGCAUUUAUCUUUGAUUUCAAUGUCAGCACAGAGCUUGUUUUCUGGGCAUUGCUCAAAUUUAAUAACCCCAUUAUAUACUAAGCUUCAAAAUCCGUUAUCGUCCUCAUCCUAUUCUCUUUCAUAUCCUUGUUUCAUUCGAUCAAAACAUCAGGUCUCCUUUAAACUCCAAUAUUUCCCAGCUUCUGAAAGGUUCAUGUCUGUGAGAAGAUUAACGUGUUCAAACAGUGUAGAAAAAGUAAGUAAUAUUGUUUCUGAGAAGGAAGGUUCAAAAUCAUGGGUUAAGCGGAGAAAGCUAGCUGUUUUUGUCUCUGGUGGAGGCUCGAAUUUCAGGUCAAUUAACCAAGCAUGCAUUGCGGGCUCUAUCAAUGGAGACGUUGUUGUUUUGGUCACUAAUAAACACGCUUGUGGAGGUGCACAAUAUGCGAGAGAUAAAGGCAUCCCGGUUAUUUUGUUCCCAAAAAGAAAAGAUGAACUCAAUGGCCUGUCUUCUGAUGACCUUGUGAAGGUUCUUAGGGAAUUUGAAGUCGAUUUCAUUCUUUUGGCUGGAUAUCUGAAACUUGUACCACCGGAGUUAAUUCGAGCUUAUCCUAGAUUUAUUUUUAACAUCCAUCCAUCACUUCUUCCAGCUUUUGGAGGUGAAGGUUAUUAUGGUAUGAAAGUGCAUAAAGCAGUUAUUGCUUCUGGAGCAAGAUACUCUGGUGCAACAAUACAUUUUGUUGACGAGCAGUACGACACGGGUCGGAUACUUGCACAAAAAGCUGUCCCUGUUCUCGCAAUUGACACCGCCGAGGAGUUAGCCGCUAGGGUUCUACGAGAGGAACAUAAAUUAUAUGUGGAGGUGACAGCCGCUUUAUGCGAAGACCGGAUAGUUUGGAGAGAGGACGGCGUUCCUCUGAUUCGGAGCAAAGAAAACCCAGAAGAAUAUUACUAACAAAACUAAACUACACAGGAUGCACUCAUCAAACCAGAUUUUAAUCGACACUCCAACUCUUUGACUUU